GAAAUUAUUGAGUCACUUUUUAGCUACUGACUCUGUUCUUAUUACUGGUAACAAAGGGUAGGUAUCAAUUCGAGUGUUCGCGUUGGGUUGGGUCUAUUUUAAACUUGAAUCAUACAUGCUAAAUUAUUGUGUCCAUGCGAGUCGAAAUCUGAAUCAGCUGUUUUUGGAUUGGUUUCGAGCUAGGUCGGUCGUAUCAGAAUUUGAAGCCUCUAAAUUGUAAAUAUAAAAAAUUCUUUUGUUGCAAAUAAUAAGAAACAAAGGUAGUAUUAAAACAAGCAUAUCUCUUUCAACCCAUCAUCAUGUUUUUUGAAUAGCCACACAAACUUUUCUGCCUUCCACAGUUCCACCCUCCCAAAUCUUGAGCUCUCUUUGAUUUUGAGCAUGGACUAUGUUAAUGGCAACAGCUCAUCGAAAACGGCUGGCAAACCAAUCAUAUGCAAAGGUGCAGUAUGUAGAAAAGCAGGGGAAGCUUUAGUAAUAGAAGAUGUUGUAGUGGCACCACCUAAAGCUUGGGAAGUUCGGAUCAAAAUACUAUGUACUUCUCUUUGUCAUACUGAUGUUUCCUUCUGGAAGAUGGAUUCAGGACCAAUUGCUGUACAUCCAAGGAUCUUUGGGCAUGAAGCUGUCGGGAUAGUAGAGAGCGUAGGAGAGUAUGUUGAAGAAGUAAGAGAAGGGGAUACUGUGAUACCAGUGUUCUUCCGCGAAUGCGGCGAGUGCAGAGACUGUAAGUCCACUAAAAGCAAUGUUUGCACCAAGUUUGCCAAGUACUCUAGCGCCAUGCCAAGGGACGAGGUUGGUAGGUUUACGGACAUGAAAGGGGAGCCAAUUCAUCACUUUCUCUACGUUUCGAGCUUCGUCGAAUAUACUGUUGUGGAUAUCACAUCUGUGGUUAAGAUUAGCCCUCAAAUGCCUGUUGACAAAGCUUGUUUGCUUAGUUGUGGUGUUACUACAGGGAUUGGAGCUGUGUGGAAGGUGGCUAGGGUGGAGGAAGGAUCUACUGUGGCUAUUUUUGGACUUGGUACUGUAGGACUCGCGGUGGCUCAAGCAGCAAAACAACAAGGAGCUUCGAAGAUCAUUGGAAUAGACCUUAACCCUGAAAAAGAGGAUAUAGGGAAGAAAUUUGGAGUUACUGAGUUUAUAAAUCCAAAAUCUUGUGAAGACAAGAAAGUAAGCCAGGUUAUUAAGGAACUUACUGACGGAGGUGCAGAUUAUUGUUUUGAGUGUAUAGGCUCAGCUACUGUUAUGCAAGAUGCUUUUGAAAGCUCUAGAGAGGGUUGGGGAAGGACAAUAAUACUUGGCGUGGAUGUACGAGGUAUUCCCUUGAGUUUGGAUUGCGUAGAAAUUAUGAGAGGCAAAAGUGUUACGGGAUCUUUAUUUGGUGGGAUUAAACCCAAAGUCGAUAUACCUAUACUCAUCAAAAAAUAUAUGAGCGAGGAGCUUUUGCUUGAUGGAUUUAUUACUCAUGAAGUUAGCUUUCGUGAUAUCAACAAAGCAUUCGAAUAUCUCAUCAAUGGGCAGAGUCUUCGCUGCAUUAUAUGGAUGGACAAUUUUAUGGGUCGUCAGUAAAUGAAAUUAUUCUUGUCUAUGUAAAAUUCAAAUCCUACAAAAUCUAAUCUGUACUUUAAGUAAUAGCCAUACACAAUAAGGUAUGUUUGAUAUGGAGUACCAAUCAGGCAAUCAUAGAUGAUA
This is a messenger RNA of Chenopodium quinoa (quinoa), 1689 nucleotides long. Its product is annotated as alcohol dehydrogenase-like 2. The coding region runs from base 382 to 1566 and encodes 394 amino acids. Gene Ontology annotation, biological process: formaldehyde catabolic process. The record is from RefSeq and is a predicted model, not a curated record. Lineage: Eukaryota; Viridiplantae; Streptophyta; Magnoliopsida; Caryophyllales; Amaranthaceae. The transcript has 9 exons. Gene Ontology annotation, cellular component: cytosol. Gene Ontology annotation, molecular function: S-(hydroxymethyl)glutathione dehydrogenase [NAD(P)+] activity; zinc ion binding.